Trichoderma asperellum CBS 433.97 is the source of this 1107-nucleotide messenger RNA. RefSeq lists its product as uncharacterized. The record is from RefSeq and is a predicted model, not a curated record. NCBI's taxonomy places the organism in Eukaryota, Fungi, Ascomycota, Sordariomycetes, Hypocreales, Hypocreaceae.
AUGCCUGGUGUCAUUCAGAUCACAGAUAAUGCCGCCAAGCCAUUCGAUGAGCGCGAAGAGGUUAUAAGAAGAGCUCUAAACAAGAAAGUUCUUGUUCCAAACAUUCUGGAACUAAUGCCUGCGUGGCCUAGCGAAUUUCAGCCGGACAUUGAUGAGAUUAAUGUGAAGGUCGAUGAAUGGCUGAAAACUGUGAACGUUGCAAAGGAGAAAAAACUAAAACACCGUACUCGAGGAAAUUAUACUCUUCUAGCAGGCAUUUAUUAUCCACACUGCAAAAAAGAAAAGAUGCUGGCUCUCUCUCAGUUUUUAUACUGGAUCUUCUUUUGGGACGAUGAAAUUGAUACAGGUGGAGACCUCACCGAAGAUAGAGAAGGCACAAUUCUGUGCUGUGCCGAGACUAAUAAGUGCAUUGAUGAUUGCCUUGGCCCUAGUCCUAACUACACACCUCCUUCUGGCUCUCGAGGCACCGUGGAGAUCCUCUAUCCCAUCUUGAGAGAUCUUCGGGCUGGUCUUGGCCCUGUCUCAACUAUGCGGUUGAAAAAAGAGCUCCACGAUUACGUCAAUGGUGUUAGCAACCAACAGAAAGUGCGCCAGGAAGAUCACCUUCCAAAUCCUUGGGAUCAUUUCCAGAUGCGAGUUGAUGAUGUUGGAGUCAUUCCAAGUAUCACCCAGAAUGAAUAUGCCAUGGAGUUUGAGCUUCCAGAUUGGAUUCGCAAACAUGAAGCCAUGGAGGAGAUUGUUCUGCAAUGCACUAAACUGACAAUCCUAUUAAAUGAGAUCUUGUCCCUACAAAAGGAAUUCCGUGUUUCUCAACUAGAGAAUCUCUGUCUCCUUUUUAUGAACACUUAUAAUAUAUCUAUUGAACAAUCUAUUAAUAAGAUUCUUGGCCUUCUGAAAGAUCACUACACCAUCUGCACUGAGGCAGAGGCCAGAAUUCCUUGGAGUACAACAGAUGAGAAGCUUAACAGCGAUAUUCGUGAGUAUAUUCGUGGUUGCCAAAGGUUAGCAACGGGGACCGCUUGCUGGAGCUACAACUGCGAAAGGUAUUUUAAACUGAGCCAGCUGAAUAAUAAACAAGAGCUAUUACUGGAUUUAUCCCGUACAUAA